GACGCGUUCAAAGUCAAAUGUGUCCGCUAGGGCAUGACUGUCAACGAUCACAUUGCAACUUGGUUCACUACUUUAAUCAGCUCUUAAAACAUAACAUUUCCACCUUGCUAUAACACGUCGGACAGUGUGACAUAUAGCUAAAGCUCAACAGCAAUAACCGUUGGCCACCAUGGAUUCCGAUGCCUUCAUAUCACUAGCGAACAUCAGACUUCCUACUUCGUCCCGUCUUUUGCCUUCAUCCUGGUGCCCUGACAAAGACUUAUUUUUGCUUGUCAGUCGGUCGGCUGGCAGAGAUAAGCUGAGCCUAUGGAAAAUGCAAGGUGCAAAGAAAUGGGAGGUGACCUUUGACAGCGAUCAACCGGGUGCCAAAGAGGUUGUGGAUGUUGCCUGGAGUCCAGAUGGAACGUCCAUUGCUGUUGCACAUCAUCCGCCUGCCAUUACUUUGCACACAAUCGAGGAUGGUCGUCAACAAAUACUACUGCCAAUUGACUUGCCUCAAGCCUCUGCGUCGAAGAUGCCACGGCUAAAAGGUAUCUGGUGGACACAGAGCCCGAGACGUCAAACCAGGAGUACUAUGCCUGACCUCUUCAAGCGUCGGAAUGUCAUUACAGGCUCCGCUCACUCCAUUCUCAGAGGCCAGCCCCUCCUGGACCCAUUGCAUGAUGAACUUCAGGCUUUAAGUUCGUCAGAGCUGUUUGCAUUUCAAGGAUCAAGUACCCGCACGGCCGCCAAGAAUUCCCAACCAGACGUCAUCUCGUCAUGGCCGUCUCUGACUCCGGAUUUACUGGCCGCUUCUCUGAAGCAAGCCAAAUCUGGGAAGCAGGUCAGUAGACCAGGAGAAGAAUUCGACGAAAGUAACGAAGCCAACACGGGCAGCUCAUUGGUCGCAUCAGAUCAUGCGGGCAAUAGUCAUUGUUUUCUAGACGGCCGUUACUCUCUAGGCUCUCUUUCUCUUGGCGAGUCAUGCUUUGCGACAUCUCUUCAUCAAGACAGCGAGCGGACGCUCUUGUUGUUUAUGACGUUUUCCUCGGACGGGACUGUCACCAGCCUGGACCCAUGUCUAGUUCGGCUACCGUUCCUCCAAAUGCGAUAUUUGCGCGACCUGGCAAAGGUUUCAUCAUCUACCAAGGAAUUGACGUGGUACGCGAUGCGAGUUGUCAAAGAAAUGCGUGCCGCGUGGUUUGGUUCAGAUACUCAGAGUGGCGCGAGAGAGCUUGGUCCAAAAUGGCUGCGAGCAUUUGAGGCUAGGCAGCGUGAUCAGUUCGGCGAACUCGAGCCGAACCCCAUGGUAGACUUGACAUACCUGCUUGUCACUGGACGCACUUCCGACCCCCUCUCUGACUACCUGGGGAGUGGGGAACAGAUGAGUGAAAGGGGUAUUUUGAAAUGGGACCAAACUGUCUCAGAAGCUCUCGUAAAGCUGCGUGAUUACUCGGAGAAACGUCUGAUACCUGCAUGCCAACGUAUACACCUGCUGCUUGAGGAGACCCUUGGUUGGUCGCAACUGCCGGAAUAUGCCUUUUGCGCUCUGAAAACUGAUGACAUCCGGACGUCUUUAACUUUGGCUCGUUCGAUCAUAAUAUGUGCUUCGUGGCUCGGUGCAACAGCCCGACGGGAAUUAAUUCGAUUCAGAGACUUCCUCAAUUGGGUGCGAUAUGAAAUCGCGAGGGCGAAUUCGACCACAGAUGUUCACGCUCUUCCACCGCCUCGGCACGAUCCUCUAGAGGUCAACGACUACCUGAUGUCGGGCCUUGUAGUCAGUUCAAUUGACCGGUGGUUCAUGGGACCUGUUCCGCAUUUCUCAGAGGACGACCUCCGCAUUCCAAAUACCAGAGAUCUUGAGACUUCCAUUCAAGUUGCACGCGAGACGCUAGAGAACCCGCGAAGCUUCUCAUGGCCACCGAAUGUAAAGAUGCAGGACCUCAGUCGCCUGGAUAGAAAUCUCGAUGCGCUUAUGCAGGAGCUUGCAACGCAUUGUCAGAAGAUCUUCAGUGAGGCAUCUAAAACAGCUUUACGGUCUGCUGUUGUAGUUCCUCCUCCUCUCACCAUCCCAGAACAUGCUGUGGAGAAACCUGCCCCUAUCGAAGCGCCAGCCUUCAUUCGAGAACAGACCAUACUGUCUUCGGAACACAGCUUCCUACAAUAUCUCGCAAUACAAACACCUCAUGCUAGCGAAGGAAGCCACCUUUGCUUGUUGCGGAUGACUCGUCAGUAUGGCGUUUCGGAAUCCAGGGAUGAGACCGCCGUAGCAAUCCUGCAAUGUUUGCGACAAGUGGGUGAUGAGGCACAGCCUCUGCACAUUCUGGAUGCGGAAUUUUUUGACGAGCAGGACAUGAUCGUCGUGUACCGGCUGGAUGAUCCAGGGCCAACGUUUAUCGCUACCGUCGAUUAUGCCAAUGUUAACUACCGAUCGCUAGGUUCGGAGACAGUGAGGGACAUUAAAAGCAGAGAGGAAGCCAUGAAUGAUGUGCUACAGCGAAUGCGCAACGGGGAGCUCUCGCCAGUGCCUUUGCCGAUCAAUCAAACCCGUGCACUGAGCGGCUGUCGAGAAGGCCGAGUGACCUUGUCUGUGAAUGGCAGAGUGGGGCGGAGAGUGGCUUGCGUCCUGGAUGAUGCAGGGUUGAUUUUGGAAGUACUCGAUAUGGAGGGGGAAGUCGAUGAAGAGGAGGGGGACAUAAGUCAGAUCUCUGAGACCGCCGAUGCCACAUCGUAACAGAUGAACGCGCAGUUGGACAUCUCUUCGAUGGCGUCGCAAUGGUGUCAACGGGACCGAAUCACAUUAUCUGGGACGAUGUUGCAGCCUCACUGCAGGAGACGGCGUUUCAUCUUGUUGCUACAAGGCCGGCGAUUGCGGGAGCAGUGGAGGACUGGGGGCUGGAGAAGGAGCGAGACAAGCCGCUGGGAGACGCGUGGGGUCACACGGAAGUUAGACUGCAGCCUGGGAGCCAUGGUGCUGGGUCAAACCUUCGGAAUUGACAAUCGGAUACCGGUCCUUAGAUAGCAAAACGCGCACUUAGCUCAGCUGCAGUUGUAUUUGAUGAGAGACGGAAUAGUGUCUGCUGGGUUGUGAAAAUAUCAGAGAUGAGAAGUUCGCGG
Messenger RNA from Somion occarium, 3096 nucleotides. The record is from the annotation of a GenBank genome assembly. NCBI's taxonomy places the organism in Eukaryota, Fungi, Basidiomycota, Agaricomycetes, Polyporales, Cerrenaceae.